UCCCCUGCUGCGUGACGCACGGGAGCCCUUCAGUCCGCCUCGGCUCGCGCUCAGCCCGGAUCCGUCCAGAGCAACAUGCAGGAUGGCGAGUGUGGAGACAGCCGCCGAACACGAACGCAUCCUGCGGGAGAUCGAGAGCACCGACACCAACUGCAUCGGACCGACCCUCCGGUCGGUGUAUGACGGCCAGGAGCAUGGCCCUCUUCAUGGAGAACCUCGACGUGCGGAUCAGGAACCACGACCGCGAGAUCGAGAAGAUGUGCAACCACCACUUCCAGGGCUUCGUGGACUCCAUCACGGAGCUGCUCAAGUCCGAGGGGAGGCGCAGAAGCUGAAGAGUCAGGUGACCGAGACCAACCAGCGUCUUCAGGAUGACGGCAAAGAGCUCAUGGGCUCCAUGGAGGAGCUGCAGAAGUGUCGCUUGCAGCAGAGGAACAUCGCCUCCACCAUAGACAAGCUGUCGCACUGCUUACCAGUCCUGGAGAUGUACAGCAGGCUUCAGGAGCAGAUGAGUGCCAAAGGUCAGUUUCCGAUUCUGUUGUCUGGGUUAAAUCUCUGCCCUUGCCCCAAUUUGACAUGA
This is a messenger RNA of Pungitius pungitius (ninespine stickleback), 580 nucleotides long. RefSeq names its product exocyst complex component 6B. NCBI's taxonomy places the organism in Eukaryota, Metazoa, Chordata, Actinopteri, Perciformes, Gasterosteidae. The record is from RefSeq and is a predicted model, not a curated record. The transcript has 5 exons. Gene Ontology annotation, biological process: intracellular protein transport; Golgi to plasma membrane transport; exocytosis. Gene Ontology annotation, cellular component: exocyst; membrane. The coding region runs from base 83 to 580 and encodes 165 amino acids.